UUUAUGUUGCCUUACUAAAACAAACACGCAAAAUGACUUCAUUCUCUCAAUUAAGUUUAUUUAGAACUACAUAUAAAUCUAGUUAUAAUUAGUAUUAGCAUAAAAAGAACAAUAACAAUCAUUAAAAUGACAGAAAAAAUAAAAUAUGUUGUGAUUGGUGGUGGCAUAGCAGGAGUAACUUGUGCUGAAACACUUUCAUUGCUUGCUGAAGAAGACUCCAUUACUCUUAUUUCUGCCUCACCUCUGAUUAAAACAGUCACGAACUAUGUUCAGCUAACUCGAGCUGUAGAAACAUUUGAUGUAGAAGAACAGCCCUUGUCAUCCAUGAAAGCUGGUGUUCACAUUGUUCAUUCAGCAGUCACAUCCCUAUGUGCCAAAAAUAAGAAACUGUUCACUGCUGAUGGUAAUGUUUAUGAUUAUGAUAAACUCUGCAUUUGUACUGGUGGAAAACCAAAGAAAAUAGCAGCUGAUAACCCGUAUGUUGUAGGAAUUCGAGAUACGGAAAGUGUUAAGGAAUUUCAAAGCAAAAUAAAAUCUGCCCAAAGGAUAAUAAUAGUGGGUAAUGGAGGAAUAGCCACAGAACUUGUAUAUGAACUAGAAGGUUGUGAAGUGAUUUGGGCCAUCAAAGAUAAAUCUAUUGCCCACACUUUUGUAGACGCAGGUGCUGGAGAGUUCUUUAUGGAGCAUGUCAACAAGGUCAAGUUGAGAAAACCACAUGAACCAUCCAAGCGGUUAAAAUAUACAACUGAUGAUGCCAAGUCAAGCAGUGCUCUGGGAGGUGUCAUGGGUGGGGCCCUGGGUCCAGACUGGACAAAUAAACUAGAGAUACGAGGCGCUCAAGGGAUAUCCCAUAGAGUCCAUGUUGAGAGUGAAGUGGAGGUGUCACAAAUCUUCUCUCCAGAACAAUUUAAACAGCAAACAGUAAAAGAAACAGUGCCUCAUAAUUUUUCAAAUGAGACUGUAGAAUGGCCGGUGUAUGUUUGUCUCUCAAAUGGCAAAGUUUUUGGAUGUGAUCUGAUAGUCAGUGCCACUGGGGUCAUCCCAUUCACAGACAUGUUUCUGUCAGGUAACCAGUUCCAUCUGGCUAAAGAUGGCGGUCUCAAGGUCAACGGCAGGAUGGAGACGAGUGAGGUGCAUGUGUACGCGGCAGGAGAUGUGUGUACAGCCAGCUGGGAGCACUCACCACAUUGGGUGCAGAUGCGUCUGUGGUCUCAAGCACGACAGAUGGGAUGCUAUGCUGCUAAAUGUAUGGUAGCAUCAGUCAAGUCUGAGGAAAUAACCAUGGACUUUUGUUUUGAACUGUUUGCCCACAUCACAUCGUUCUUUAAUUUUAAAGUUAUUCUCUUGGGAAGAUUUAAUGGACAAGGUUUAGAAAACAACUAUGAAAUUCUGCUACGGGUUACUAAGGGUGAAGAAUAUGUGAAAGCCAUCCUACAUGAAGGGAAACUGGUGGGGGCAAUACUCAUAGGGGAAACAGAUAUGGAAGAAACUUUUGAAAAUUUGAUUCUCAAUGGCAUGGACCUGACUCCAUUUAAAGACAACCUUCUGGAGCCUGGGAUAGAUGUGGAAGAUUUCUUUGACUGACCGCUUGACCUGUUUGUUGAU
Messenger RNA from Physella acuta, 1605 nucleotides. Its product is annotated as pyridine nucleotide-disulfide oxidoreductase domain-containing protein 1. The record is from RefSeq and is a predicted model, not a curated record. Gene Ontology annotation, molecular function: oxidoreductase activity. NCBI's taxonomy places the organism in Eukaryota, Metazoa, Mollusca, Gastropoda, Physidae.